Messenger RNA from Rhinopithecus roxellana (golden snub-nosed monkey), 1034 nucleotides. RefSeq names its product olfactory receptor 2W3. The record is from RefSeq and is a predicted model, not a curated record. Gene Ontology annotation, cellular component: membrane. Gene Ontology annotation, biological process: G protein-coupled receptor signaling pathway. Gene Ontology annotation, molecular function: olfactory receptor activity; G protein-coupled receptor activity. NCBI's taxonomy places the organism in Eukaryota, Metazoa, Chordata, Mammalia, Primates, Cercopithecidae.
AUGGAUGGAACCAAUGGCAGCACCCAAACCCAUUUCGUCCUGCUGGGGUUCUCUGACCGACCCCAUCUGGAGAGGAUCCUCUUUGUGGUCAUCCUGAUCACAUACCUCCUGACCCUCGUGGGCAACACCACCAUCAUCCUGGUGUCCCGGCUGGACCCCCACCUCCACACCCCCAUGUACUUCUUCCUCACCCACCUCUCCUUCCUGGACCUCAGUUUCACCACCAAUUCCAUCCCCCAGCUGCUCUACAACCUUAAUGGAAGUGACAAGACCAUCAGCUACACGGGCUGUGCCAUCCAGCUCUUCCUGUUCCUGGGUCUGGGUGGUGUGGAUCUCCUGGCCGUCAUGGCCUAUGACUGGUUUGUGGCUAUCUGCAAGCCCCUGCACUACAUGGUGAUCAUGAACCCCAGGCUCUGCCGGGCCUUGGUGUCAGUGGCCUGGGGCUGUGGGGUGGCCAACUCCUUGGCCAUGUCUCCCGUGACCCUGAGCUUACCCCGCUGUGGGCACCACGAGGUGGACCACUUCCUGUGUGAGAUGCCCGCCCUGAUCCGGACGGCCUGCGUCAGCACUGUGGCCGUCAAAGGCACCGUGUUUGUCCUGGCGGUGGGCGUUGUGCUGUCCCCCUUGGUGUUUAUCCUGCUCUCUUACAGCUGCAUUGUGAGGGCUGUGUUAUGAAUUCGGUCAGCAUCAGGAAGGCAGAAGGCCUUCAGCACCUGCGGCUCCCAUCUCACCGUGGUCUCCUUUUUCUAUGGAAACAUCAUCUACAUGUACAUGCAACCAGGAGCCAGCUCCUCCCAGGACCAGGGCAAGUUCCUCAUGCUCUUCUACAACAUUGUCACCCUCCUCAAUCCUCUCAUCGACACCCUCAGAAACAGAGAGGUGAAGGGGGCGCUGGGAAGGUUGCUUCUGGGGAAGAGAGAGCUAGGAAAGGAGUAAGGGCAUCUCCACCUGACUUCACCUCCAUCUGGAGCCACUGGCGGCAUCUGGAAGGGCUGAAUUCCGGCUGGUAUGAGCUUGUGACUCCCAACUUGCCU